AUGGUCAAAGCGAAAUCUUCCCAUAAGCAGGCGGCGCUUUUCGACAUCCGUUUGAAAAACGUCGACCAUGAUGUGAUUGUGCUCAAAGGAUCUGAACACCAUGCGGCUGACACGUAUUUGGCAGGAAAAAUCGUUCUUUCUGUGACAGAACCUCUUACAGUCAAGAAAAUCACCUUGCGCCUCGUCAGUACCAUCCGCCUCAAAUAUUCCGACACCAACGUGCCGAAAAAUGCCAUGCCCAAGGUGAUUCGAUUCGAGAAAAAGCUCUAUGAGUACCAAUGGGAUAGCAACGAGAUUACAAAGUAUCUCAAUCACAUGUACGAAAACGUCCACAACGGCACCACAAGCAACAUUCACAACUCGAGCCUGAACAACGGCUCGUCGCAGUCAAUGAACAAGAGCAACUCGGUUAAGAGCCAUGGAUCGACGACAUCUUUGAAAAACUUGGGUCUUUCCCUCCGUUCGAAGUCUUCAACGUCUUUGCAUCUCCAUGCCUUGACUUCGUCAAGCACAAACCUUACCCAUUCGGCUUCGCAGAGUAACAUGUCAUUGAAAAACAGUCACACGUUGGUUCUGGGAAACUAUGAGUUCCCAUUCAGUGCUAUUUUGCCUGGGAACAUGCCCGAAUCUGUUGAAGGUUUACCUGGCGCGAGUGUCACCUACAAAUUAGAAUCGACACUCGAGCGUGGCAAAUUCCAUACUCCCAUGGUCACCACCAGGCAUGUGCGUGUUGUGCGGACCAUGACAACGGACGCAGUGGAACUUUCUGAAACGGUGGCUGUGGAUAAUACAUGGCCAAAAAAGGUCGAAUAUUCCCUCAGCGUGCCAACGAAAGCAAUUGCCAUUGGAUCUGGCACCCCAAUUAGUCUUAUGCUUGUUCCUUUAUUGAAGGGUUUGCGUUUGGGUGAGAUUCGUGUGUCGUUGGUAGAGUUGUAUCUGUUUAUUGGUUACAUUCCCCCAUCGCAUCUGGCCGAACGCGUUGUGACAGAGAAAACAAUCCCACAGCCUGCAGUUGAUGAAGAGUAUCCUUUGGAUCGCUGGGAAGUUACAACUUUUCUCCGUGUGCCUCCUUCUCUUUCUAAAUGCACUCAGGAUUGUGACAUUUCCACCCACAUCAAAGUACGCCACAAGUUGAAGUUUGUCAUUGGUUUGAUCAACCCAGACGGGCAUGUUUCGGAGCUUCGUGCGUCGUUGCCCGUUCAGCUUUUCAUUUCGCCAUUUGUUUCGGUCCGUGCACGUGCUGAAGACCAGCUCUCGGACGUGGAGUCUGUUGGUCUGGGCCCAGAAGACGAAGAGGAGGAAGUUUUGUUUGCACAAGACCCAAGCGUCUCUGAGUUGGAUGUUCCUGAUGGACUUCGUUCGAACCAGUCGGCCCUGCUGUUCACAGGUUUGAUUGCACCACCAGUGUACGAAAAACACAUUUAUGAUCAGCUCUGGUCAGAUGUGUCCCCUAUGGAGUCACCUAUUGCCCUGGGUCUGGCUACUCCUCGUUCUCUCCGUACCGAUGUGUCUCAAUUCUCAAUGGCCAGCAUUGACACUGCCAAGUUGACAGAAAAUUUGCGCCAGUUAAGCAUUCAGCGACAAAUGCAAGAAAACGAGGUCUCGCAGGCCUCAUCUGCGUCUAAUCUUCGGGGCCGUGCUACAUUCAAUUUGGACGGCGGUGAUGAUACCGACUACUUUUCUAAACGGCCAAACCUAUCCACUCGUAGUUCCGCAUUCAACGUGGCUGCUGGAACACCAGGCAUUGUUUCGCCUCCAGUUCAUCUUUCUCGCGUUGGCUCCGAGUCAAGCAUGGCCAUGUCUCGUGUACCAUCAUACAAUGAAGCCAUGAAAAGCUCGGUGGAUGGUCUGUUAGCACCAAUCUAUCUGCCGCCACCGCCAGGAUCGCACGUGAACAUAGACGAAGCCAAUCGGCGAUUUGAAGAAAUUCUGAGACCCACAACGCCUGUUGGAUCUGUGGGUCGCAACCGACUGUUCCUUCUGCGGGGAUCGAGUCUGUUCAAUUUGAAGGGCUCCGCUGGUUCAUCCCCGUCUACAUCACGAAAUCCUUCCACAAACAAUUUGAGCAGCUACUUUAGUGAAGCCCGCAAGCGGUAG
Molecule: messenger RNA, 2097 nt
Organism: Clavispora lusitaniae ATCC 42720
Lineage: Eukaryota; Fungi; Ascomycota; Pichiomycetes; Serinales; Metschnikowiaceae
Gene: ROD1
Product: Rod1p
Biological process (GO): ubiquitin-dependent endocytosis
Cellular component (GO): cytoplasm; cytosol; plasma membrane
Molecular function (GO): protein-macromolecule adaptor activity; ubiquitin protein ligase binding
Source: RefSeq, a predicted model, not a curated record